AUGCCGCCAAAAAGUAAGACAACUUUGACAGAUUCGCAAAAAUACGAACUUUGCCUGUAUGCUCGCGAUAAUAAGAAAUCUCGUGCGGAGUAUGUCGAAACUAAAUGGCAAGUCAGGGUUAAUGAGUCUACCAUAACACAAAUUUUGCAAAGAAGCAACCAGUUACUUUCUGAAGAAGAAAUCAUUGCUCCAAAUGCAAAAAAGACACAGAUCGGUUACAUACCCAGAACUCGAACAAGCACUGAAAUAACAGCUAUCAGUGCCAGUACGGCAUUACAAGACUUGGAAACUGUACAAGCAUUUUUACUACAAGAAAAUGCAAGUGAAUACAUAAAAAUGACAAAUAUUCUCGAGAGAUAUUAG
Messenger RNA from Paraglomus brasilianum, 363 nucleotides. NCBI's taxonomy places the organism in Eukaryota, Fungi, Glomeromycota, Glomeromycetes, Paraglomerales, Paraglomeraceae. The record is from the annotation of a GenBank genome assembly.